Messenger RNA from Cyprinus carpio (common carp), 2660 nucleotides. Its product is annotated as tyrosine-protein kinase Lyn-like. Lineage: Eukaryota; Metazoa; Chordata; Actinopteri; Cypriniformes; Cyprinidae. Gene Ontology annotation, molecular function: signaling receptor binding; non-membrane spanning protein tyrosine kinase activity; ATP binding. The record is from RefSeq and is a predicted model, not a curated record. Gene Ontology annotation, biological process: cell differentiation; cell surface receptor protein tyrosine kinase signaling pathway; protein phosphorylation. Gene Ontology annotation, cellular component: extrinsic component of cytoplasmic side of plasma membrane.
AGAGUUGACACUUGACAAGCGUAAUGGCUCUGCGGUUUUAUGCAAACACAUAAAACAGAACUCAAAUCAACAUUGUAAAUACUGUAGCAGGAAGUUGAAAGAGCAGUAAAAGCAGCAGGCGUCCAGUCUCAGGUUCCUCAUUCUGUGUUUGCGUGUCGCGUCAAUGAACAGCGCGCACACUCGACGCUUAUUUCGCUCUGAAAUUUUCCUUUUAAAUGAGAGAUAACCACUUUUUCUGACAUUUGACAGGAAACAUGGGUUGUAAAAAAUCCAAAUUGGAUGUGGACCAAAAUGGAGGUGUGCUUGAAGGGAACAAACACCAGCCAGUACGUACUGACCAAACUGUAUAUGUGAGAGAUCCAACCUCCUAUAAGCCUCAUAUUAAUAAUCAGACCCCUGGGCUUCUGCCUGGUCAGGUGUUCCAAAAAAUGGAAGAAAAGGAAAAAAUAGCCAUUGCCUUGUAUCCGUAUGACGCCAUUCAUGCUGAUGAUCUGGGCUUUAAAAAAGGAGAGAAGUUACAGAUUCUUGAAGAGCAUGGAGAGUGGUGGAAGGCAAAGUCUUUGGCCACAAAAAAGGAAGGAUUCAUUCCUUCAAACUAUGUUGCAGAAGCAGACACUAUAGAGACAGAAGAAUGGUUCUUCAAAGAUAUCACACGGAAGGAUGCAGAGAGACAGCUGCUGGCACCUGCUAACAAACCUGGGUCUUACCUCAUACGGGAAAGUGAAACCUCAAAAGGAAGUUAUUCACUGUCAGUCAGAGAUGUGGAUGCUCAGGGGCUGGAUGUUGUUAAACAUUAUAAAAUCAGAACUCUGGAUAAUGGUGGCUACUACAUCUCUCCAAAAAUCACAUUCAAUGACAUCAACAGCAUGAUAAAACAUUACCACAAACAAGCAGACGGAUUGUGUCGAAAACUAGAGAAACCAUGUGAGAAGCCGAAAGCACAGAAGCCUUGGGACAAAGAUGCAUGGGAAAUCUCUAAAGAAUCCAUAAAGAUGGUGAAGAAGCUCGGGGCAGGACAGUUUGGAGAGGUGUGGAUGGCCUACUAUAAUAACAGCACAAAAGUGGCGGUGAAAACGCUGAAGCCGGGCACAAUGUCAGUGGAGGCUUUCCUAGAGGAGGCCAACCUGAUGAAAACCUUACAGCACGACAGACUCGUGCGCCUCUAUGCUGUCGUCACCAAAACCGAGCCCAUCUACAUCAUCACUGAAUUCAUGGCAAAUGGAAGCUUAUUGGAUUUCUUGAAAAGUGCAGCCGGCUGCAAAGUACAGUUACCGAAGCUAAUAGAUUUUUCUGCACAGAUAGCUGAAGGUAUGGCCUACAUUGAGAAGAAGAAUUAUAUCCACCGAGACCUGAGGGCAGCUAAUGUGCUCGUUUCAGAUAGCCUCUUGUGCAAAAUAGCUGAUUUUGGCCUGGCCAGAGUAAUUGAGGAUGACCAAUAUACAGCCAGAGAAGGAGCAAAAUUUCCUAUCAAAUGGACGGCACCCGAGGCCAUCAAUUACGGUUCUUUCACCAUCAAAUCCGAUAUGUGGUCCUUUGGUGUUCUCCUGUAUGAGAUUAUAACAUACGGGAAAAAUCCAUAUCCAGGCAUGAGUAACAGUGAAGUCAUGAGCUCUGUUCAGAGAGGUUACCGGAUGCCCCGUCCUGAAAACUGUCCCACUGAACUUUAUGAUGUCAUGACCUCGUGCUGGAAGAAUAAACCAGAUGACCGGCCCACGUUUGACUAUAUUCAGAGUGUACUAGAUGACUUCUACACAGCCACCGAGGGCCAGUACCAGCAGCAGCCAUGAGGAUGUACUGUUUCAAGAUGAUCAAAAGAUCUGUGAUUUAUCUAUGAAUUAAUGUACUAAUAUGUGACUAAAAAUGGGAUCAAUCUGCUUACUUAUGUGUAAGCAAGGUUCAGAUGUUCUGUUUCUGCUUCAAAUUGAAGUUUUAACAACCUAUUUUGCUACUUUUGCUCUUCUUAUUCAAAUUUCAAUGGCUGCAUUUCAAUUUGUACAUAAUUUUUAUGUUUCAACGUACCCUCCUAAAAGUUUUAUUGUUAUUUUUACACAUGAAAACCUUUUCCUUUUUUAUUUUUUAAAUGAGGGGUUUGCAAACUGGAGUCGGUGGGGGGCAAAUAAAUUCAGAGAAAAUUAAGAUUUUACUUUUAGGACUGUCGAAGUUAACUACAGCUAUUUUGAAAGUAUAUUUUUGGAAGGAUAUUUAUUGUAAAUGGAGCUGUACCAAUACAUUUAAACAUUUGAAUUGAAAUGUAAAUGUAAACAAAUGUAACCGCUGGAAAUGAACACUGUAAAACACUUUUCUUUAAACUAUCACACAUUUUCUUGAAAGGAUGUGAAUAAUUUAUAAAUAACAUUAUACAGCUGCCUAUAUAUUUUAGUAAGAGGGUCCCUCAAAAAGGAUCAUUAUAUUUGGAGGUUCUUAAACCUCUGGGUUAAAUUAAAAUAAUCUUAACAUUUUUUUUCCAUUACAUAUUUUAAUAGCAAUAUUGAUAAUAUUACAAUGAACAGUGACAGAGGGCAAUAUUUUGUAAUUAAGCCUUCAAAUUGCCUUGUAUUUGAUUAGCUUUAGGAAUAAAAUGCUUUGUAUAUUUAAAAUAUUUUGUACAUUUGUAUAUUAUCUAGAAAACUAAUAAAGUGAAUCUUUGGUGAUUGAUAAAA